AUGAUGGGCGAGCUCCAGCAGCAGCAGUCUUCUGACAUGAUUGAUCGCGGACGACGAGCUCACUCCUUUCCAAUCUACGAACCACCAAACAAGCCCGCCGACAAGAUGGGUCGCUCUUAUCGUACGCCGUCGCCGAGGCGAGAGCCAUACUUUGCGGAAGGCGAAGAAAUCACUCCAAAGCUCAAGUUAAAUCUCCGACGUCCUGUCGUGAUGGACACACCGCCAGGUUCGCCGAGUGACGGUUUCAACGCGCCGGCAACGCCGACUAAGCAGACGGUGUCGAUGACUACGUUCGGGCUUUUGACGCCUUGCACGCCUAACUUUGGCAACUUCUUCCGUCCUGCUCCAGCGAGUCCGACCACUCCAGGAUUAACAGACGAUUCUGAUGUCGGCCAACAGCAUGGCGCCUCUGGCAGCGAUGUCGGUGCUGGUGCAGAAGACGGUUACGAUUCAGAUAAGCCUCUUGCCACUCAGUUUGACAAGAUGCAACAGCAGAUUCGAGACGCUGAGUUUGCUGCAAGCCUUAGCGAAGAAGCCCGUCACGGUCGAAGCCGUCGGAGCACGCGCUUGGCACUGAAGGACGUUGUGAAAGUCGCACCUGUCAAUACCAUCAAGGUGGCUGCGAUCACCCAGUCGAUGAAGCUAGCAAACCCUGUUGUGCCAGCUCGGAAUGUCUCUUCUCCAGAAUCGAGCUUGACAGCAGAUGCAGUUGUCCAGCUUCCUCCCGAUAUCAACCCUGCGGUUCUUACCCUGGACUGGCAGCUCCAGUACCCUCCCGGCGGCAGUACGCAUCCCUCCUAUCCAUACCCGCAGAUGGAUCCCCGUCUGUUCUUCGACCCAGUUCACGUGCCCAUCGUCGAUGGCCUCCCCAACGUCUUCCGCGUUGCGCCCUUACUCUUGCCGAUAGGAUGGCGACAUGUCUCACGGUCGGGCUUUCUGCCGAUUGUUUUCGAUCCAUACCAGCAGGCAUUCAAGCUGACUCCUAUCGGACCGCUUCCACUCCCGUGCGAGGAAGUGCAUCAAGGAGGGUUGGCUAAGUACGUGCCUGGCGGCAAGGAGCAUCCUGAAGCAGGACUGCUCCCCGAUAUCGCGCCUCUUAGUGAUGGCUCCGAUGAGAUCUACAACUUCGAAGGUGUCGACUGGACUCUACCAUGGCCCAAAGGCGAGAACUUCGAUGGCUCGGCAAGUACCGGGGCUGUUCAAUUGGCGAAUGGCUUGCUGUCUCCUAUCACAGGUGACAGUCCUUCUUAUACAAACAUCAAUAAGCCGUACUCUCACUACAUCGAAGCGCAAGAUUGCCCGGACGGCAUUGUCGACAUCGCAGACGCGUGGCGCUGGCUUACCGAGAGGGAACUCGAUCCUACUGCCACUUUUGUACCCUCGCCCGAUAAGUCAUGGAAGAACACAGGCAUCUAUCGGACCACACGAGUCGGCAAGGAACCUAUCGCAAGUCUUAUGGCGCUGGCUCUAUCUGAUGUCGCCGUCUCACCCAACAACCCCAUCGCGUCAUAUCUGAAAAACCAAAACGGUCGCGUCUUCUGUCCGUUCCGUAGCAUGGCAACACCUGUCCACGUGAAAAUCACUCUGCUUGGAGAGGUCGAAAUCACUUUGGUCGAGCUUCUGAGUUACUUCCCCAACCACUAUCUAUGGCGCAAAUGUUCGGACCGCUUAGUCGGCGCCGGCCUGACUGGGAUGGAUGUCACGAACUUCAUCAACUAUACCCGCGGACUUGAGGGCGACGCUACGAGAUCGAACAAUACCAUCAAUGCUCAACUGACGUAUGAGACCGAAGUGGUCAGCGGCAAGCGUGUGAAGAUCGUGCGCGAGCCUCACAUCGCGGCUUACUCGACCGAAGGAUGGGCGUAUACGGCCUGGGAGCUGACAGACUACCCGCUGCUUGGUCUUGCACAUGGUCUGAAGCACAUGCCCGAAGGUCCGGACGCCGGUCCGUUGACGGCGGCCAUGAAGUGGGCACGCGAGAAUGGUCGUUACAAAGCUUUGCUGAGUGAGGUGCCUGAGUUGUUGCAGCAGGCCGGACUGCAGCUUCUCAUCGAACCUGGCGAGAGUGGCGAUCCUGACAAGGAAGUCAAGCCUAUGCACGUGGAGAAGUUGAAGAAAGACAGAAUCCGUGUGUUGGAGGAUGCACGUAUGAGAAAGAGGGCAGCGGAGAAGGCAGAAGAUGGAAAGCGCAAGAGAGUGAAGACGGAGUGA
Molecule: messenger RNA, 2211 nt
Organism: Parastagonospora nodorum SN15
Lineage: Eukaryota; Fungi; Ascomycota; Dothideomycetes; Pleosporales; Phaeosphaeriaceae
Exons: 3
Coding region: 1-2211 (736 amino acids)
Source: RefSeq, a predicted model, not a curated record